UGUAAUACAUUGGGUACGGUACUGAGACAGUCUCAAUUUUUUCAAAGUUGUUGAUUUGACAUCUAUCCUGACAGGUUUCAUCAAUCUUCAAUGAAAUAUCAGAAAAAUGAUGAAAAAUACAUUUCCAUUCACAUAAUGAUAAUUUUGAAUGGUAAUUCUAAGAAAUUGAAGAGGAAAAAUUACAUAAAAGCAAAUGUGAAGAAAAUAAGACAUAUUCAGUCAAAAGCAAAACAACCAGAGGAUGAAUCCAUUCAGAAGAAUGCGACUGCGACCAAUAAUCAGCGGUUGAAAAGUGUCAAAUCUACCACUAAGAAGUCCAUCAAGAAAAUUGGCCAAGAAAAUAGGAAUCCAAGAGCUGAUAGACUAUCGACCAAAUCGCAAUUGAAUCUUCCCAACGAUAAUGCAGUUUCACUUUGUAUGAAGAAGUUUAUUGAGAAUAUCAAGGUAUCAAGAAAUGUAUCGGAAUCACGUUUGAGGAAGAAAUCAACAUGCAAUAGCAAUUCAUCAUCACUUGAAAGUGAAUCCUCCAGAAGUUCACUGGAUAGUUUAGAUUUGCAAGAGAAUGCUCAAACUAACAUUGGCAAUAAAACAGUUUGUAAUGUUAAACCACAAAGAGUACCAACUAAAAAUCCGACAUCGAACAAAACAUCAGCAAAGACUCCGAAGAAGGUACCACCAAAAGAAUUUGAAAUUGUAAAAACAAUAUUCCGUCCACCAAAUCAUUCAAAAGCGUACAAAAAUGAAGGAUGCCAAACAGCAGAAGAAGCCAGUGAGUCAAUAAGCAGCACAGUCCUCUUCAGAUAUCCAAGUAAUGGAAAAUCUGUCAAGACUCAUGAUACCAGCGAACAGAGCUCACAAACAGAUAUCAAACCUAAGACCAAUGUUAUUGCUCCAAAAUCAAACAUUCCCAGCAAUACAUUUAAAAAUGACAUAAGAAAGGAACCAAUGAAGAGGUAUCAAAUGAAUAAUAAUUCCAGGUUUCAAAAAAAUUCUAUCAUGAACAAACAAGCGCCCAGAAAUAACACAAAUGCAAUACAAAUUGAGAGACAGAAAAACAUUGAAAUGAUAAAAAGUAUUGGAAACAUUAGCCAAGGUCAAAGUAGGCCUACAUCGAACAUUGAAGACUUUGAAAAACUGUGUGAAGAAAUUGGAUAUACUAAUAAAAUGUCACCAUUCGCAAGGCAUCAAACUGUAUUUCAGCAAAAUGAUUGUAAGAAACGUGGAAAUGGAAAUUACAAAUCGAUGAAGCGGGAUAUGAAUCGACCAAGAGGUACAAUCGCACUCCCGGAGCAUAAACGGAAUGAAUACUUGGCUCAGAUCAUGAUUCGAAGAAGUAGUAUGAUGAAAGAUCUCAAUUCCAUUUCUGAUGUCACUAACUCAACUGAAGCACAACAUAAAAAAAUGAAAUUGCAAGAAGAUUUAAAAAAGAUGGAUCAUGCUAUUGAAAUUUUUGCUCAAAAUGACCUGUAUAUUGGUCUUGAAAAUCGCUAGGUAUCUAUAAAAUCGAUUGUUCUCAAUAAAUACUAUAUGAGACUA
Messenger RNA from Nilaparvata lugens (brown planthopper), 1536 nucleotides. RefSeq names its product nuclear pore complex protein DDB_G0274915. The coding region runs from base 91 to 1491 and encodes 466 amino acids. The record is from RefSeq and is a predicted model, not a curated record. Lineage: Eukaryota; Metazoa; Arthropoda; Insecta; Hemiptera; Delphacidae. The transcript is spliced from 8 exons.